Panicum virgatum (switchgrass) is the source of this 2075-nucleotide messenger RNA. Its product is annotated as translation initiation factor IF-2-like. The record is from RefSeq and is a predicted model, not a curated record. Lineage: Eukaryota; Viridiplantae; Streptophyta; Magnoliopsida; Poales; Poaceae. The transcript is spliced from 9 exons. The coding region runs from base 1 to 1278 and encodes 425 amino acids.
AUGGACCCUCUGCCACUGACGCCUGGGCCCCCGGGCGCGUUCCCGGCGCCUACCGAGCCGUCGUCUCUCUCGACGCGGACACCGACAGCGACGCCGCGGAGCUGGAACAGCGCCAUGAAGCAGAAGCGCACUGGAACGGGAACUCGAGAGGGCCCACCCGCCGGCGACACGCAGGAUGCGCCGUCGGCGGCCGGAGACGUGGCGGCGGCGAGAGGCGACUCGGCCGCCUGCCCUCACCGUUCCCCACCGGCAGCCGGCGCUCCUGGAAUUGGAAGGCUACGCCGCCACGACGACCCCGCGGGCGCCGGGCGGCACUUCCGCUGCUCCUUCUCUCUCCACCCAGCAGCUGCCGCCUGCUGCCAGUCUGACUCCUCCAUCCAGCAGGGGCAGGCCCCACGUGCCGGCCCAACUCCUCUCUCAGCCCCCCUCCCACUCCCACCUCCCCUCACGCCUGAGCCCAGCCCAGCCCAGCCCGACACCCCCUCCCCACAUUCCCUGCCCCUGGUAACCCUAGCUCCCGUCCACGCCUCCACGGUCCGGCGGCGGCGUGGCACUCCGGCCUCCGGCAGGGGCAGCGGCGGCAGCGCUAGGCACAGCGUUUGGGCAGGCAAGGGCCAGGCGGCCCGCGCGGAGCCGGAGCGCCCAGCGGGCAGCGUCGGCGGCGCUUGCCACGGCGCCGGCGGCAGCGGGCGUCCUGGGCCCGAGCACAGAGCAGAGCAGGCCUGGGCGGGCGGGCACCAGGCGGCCGGCUGCGGCAGUGCGGCUGGAGCCUGGAGGAGUACUUCUGAAAAAACAAAGCCUCCAGGCCGAGCCGCCCCACCGUCCGCGGUCCACCGAGCCGCCAAGCAAAUCUCGCAGUCACAAUUCGACCCUCACCUCUGCUUCCCUUCCGCCGCUGCUGCUGCCGCCACCUCCGCCUCGCUGCUGCUUCCCGGCCUUCACCUCCACCUACUCCUCGAGGAGCUCGCCAUUGCUCGCCACCGGCGGCCGCGCGGACUGCAUCUGGGCGCUCGCUUGCAGCCCCCGUGCCUCUCCUUGCGCCGCCACGCAGCUUCUCCAUCACUGCCUCAAGGAGCUGUAACGAAGGCGACCCCGGUGACCGGCGGCUGCGGCAAUACAACUCCUGUGCAGGGAAUUUCCAACAAGAACGUCUGGGAGUUCUCCAUCACCAGGAAGUUCCAGGGAGUGGAUGAAAUUAUCGGGUGUAUGCCUAUGUUAAAUACUGGGUCCGCCUCUGAGAGAAGGUCGGUCUGCGCAUCAUUGACCAAAAGGGGUUGAUUCAGAGAUGCAUUUUUUGAGAGAAGAUCUGGUUGGGUCGGUGUUCAUUGCUUUUGGGGUCACUUUGUUUGUGGGUUUCUUCUAUGCUGCCGUCGUGUCCAAGCUGCUUCCACCAUAUGAAAACAGUCUUUUCGCUGCCAUCCAAAAUGAUUGGUAUUACUGCCUACUUGUGCCAUUGACGCUUCCUGUGAUAAUCGUGGCAGUCUAUCUGCAUUGGCUUAGUAUGAAGAUGUUUAAACAUGCAUGAAGCAAGAUUUUCGUAGAUUUCGUAGAACAGAUGCUAUGGAGAAUUGUGGCACAGAUGCUAGAAGACUGGAUGUUUUUUUACCAUUUAUAUGCUCCAAGGCCAAGCUGGAGGCACCAGAAUCAGUAUACGGUAACUUUGAAGGAGCAAGUAUCUUUGCCGGGCCUUUAUAAGGAAGUACUGAAUUGCAAGUCGGGUCUGCUCCCUAGCCGCUGAAGAAGGCAGAACUUGCUGCCGAAGACCUGAACAAUUUCGUGUGCUUCUUGAGUGUUUUCUGCUUUUAGUCAAUGUAGUGAUUGUAAUACUUUACAUGGUAGGAAACAUCUUUUUUGCCUGCUGUAUGGAGGUUUGACGGUCUGACUUAUCCUCCCUCCUAUGCUCUCAGUGCGUUUUAUGGUCGAUAUGAAGAUAGAACAGAGUGUCAGAAACUGGUUCAGUCAGUAUGCCACCUUGUGGUGGAAUUUGUAUUGGAAAAAGCUACAGCCUGUGCAAUGCCACUGCAUUUUCGCGCACCAAAAAAGUGCUAGCAUAUAGUUCCAAUGAUUGAUCUUGA